UGAGCUUCACCUCUCCAUCAGAUGGCGGGGAGCGCGCGCUGAGGGAACUUCACUGAGGCGCGCUCAUACUGAACAUGAACUCUCCACAGGAACGCUGAUUUUACUCGUUUACUGUCGCUUUGACGCGUUUGUGGAAGAACUGAGAGAAAAGUAGCGCGGACACGGACAAACCGAGGAUAUUUCAUCUGAAAGAUUUCUGUUUGGAGGCGGUUUGCCUGCUGUCUGUUGCAAGAGUGAUCUGAGGUAAACAAAUCACCGGACCCAACGAACCUUUCAUUGAACAAACAGUCACAGUUUUUCAUUUGGUCAGGUUUACAAUAAACUCCAUUUACAGACGUUGUGCCGAAUAUCAGAUUUUUUUGUCCGAUGAUGGGCAGAAGUGAUCAGACCGCGAGGAGAGCGCGAGGCGCAUCGGGAUUCAUACACACGAUCACUCUGAUGAUUUUUACUCUUUUAUUGCUCAUCAGCAUCGGAGCUGCUCAAGAUGACGACUAUCUCGGAUUGGGCGAACUCCCUGAGACCUUCCCCUCCGACCCGCCCGAGCCCCUCCCACACUUCCUGAUGGAACCGGAAGAGGCUUACAUCGUCAAGAACAAACCCGUCAAUCUCUACUGCAAAGCCACGCCCGCCACGCAGAUCUACUUCAAGUGCAACAGCGAGUGGGUUCAUCAGAAGGAACAUACGGUGGAGGAGCGCGUGGAUGAGACCUCAGGUCUGGUGGUUCGGGAGGCCAGUAUCGAGAUCACUCGUCAGCAGGUGGAGGAACUCUUUGGGUUGGAGGAUUUCUGGUGUCAGUGUGUUGCCUGGAGCUCAGCCGGGACCACCAAAAGUCGCAAGGCUCAUGUCCGCAUCGCCUAUCUGAGGAAAACCUUUGAUCAGGAGCCGCUGGGAAAGGAAGUGUCACUGGAACAGGAAGUGCUUCUGCAGUGCCGCCCACCUGAAGGAAUACCUGCAGCUGAGGUGGAAUGGGUGAAAAACGAGGAUAUAAUUGACCCUGCAGAUGACCGAAACUUCUACAUCACCAUCGAUCACAACCUGAUUAUCAAACAGGCCCGUCUGUCAGACACUGCUAACUACACAUGUGUGGCCAAGAAUAUCGUUGGCAAACGGCGAAGCACCACUGCGACCGUCAUAGUUUACGUUAAUGGAGGCUGGUCUACAUGGACCGAAUGGUCGGUUUGUUCUAGUCGCUGUGGCCGGGGCUAUCAGAAGAGAACGAGAAGCUGUACCAAUCCAGCACCUCUAAACGGAGGAGCCAUCUGUGAAGGCCAAGCCAUUCAGAAACUUGCCUGCAACCCCCUGUGUCCAGUGGACGGUCUGUGGACGGAGUGGAGUAAAUGGUCGACAUGCGGUACAGAAUGCACCCACUGGAGACGGCGAGAAUGCAGCGCUCCGGCACCUAAAAACGGCGGUAAAGAUUGCGAAGGAACCGUUCUCCAGUCCAAAAACUGUACAGAUGGACUCUGUAUGCAGACGGCUCCUAGCACAGAUGAUGUGGCCUUGUAUGUGGGCAUCGUCAUCGCCGUCAUCAUGUGUUUGGUCAUCUCGGUCAUUGUGGCGCUCUUUGUCUACCGGAAGAACCAUCGAGACUUUGACUCGGACAUCAUGGAUUCAUCGGCGCUCAAUGGUGGAUUUCAGCCGGUGAACAUCAAGACUGCUCGGACAGCUGAUCUUCUGACAGCACCUCCUGACCUGACGUCAGCUGCGGCCAUGUACAGAGGUCCUGUUUACGCUCUCCACGAUGUCGCAGACAAGAUCCCCAUGACCAACUCUCCUCUGCUCGACCCGCUGCCCAACCUGAAAAUCAAAGUGUACAACUCGUCCGGUAUGGUGACGCCUCAGGAGGACCUGUCUGACAUCUCGUCCAAACUCUCACCCAAACUCCCGCACGCUCUCAUCGACAGCGACACCAUCAGUCGCCGCACGCAGACUCUGAUGCGAUCACGGGACCCAUCCUGCACCGCGUUCGGUUCUUUCAAUUCUCUCGGAGGACAUCUGAUCAUCCCAAACUCAGGAGUGAGUUUGUUGGUACCAGCAGGUGCGAUCCCUCAGGGUCGAGUGUAUGAGAUGUUUGUGACCGUUCACAGAAAGGACACUAUGAGGCCACAGGUGGAUGACACGCAGACUGUUUUGAGUCCAGUGGUGAGUUGUGGUCCAACUGGAGCUCUCCUGACCCGACCCGUCAUCAUCACGAUGCACCACUGCGCCCAGCCCGACAGCGAGGACUGGCUUAUACAACUGCAGAGCCAAUCACAGCAGGGACAGUGGGAGGAUGUUGUGAUUGUAGGUGAGGAGAACUUCACCACCCCGUGUUAUAUUCAGAUGGACGAGGAGGCGUGUCACAUCCUCACAGAAACAUUAGGGACGUAUUGUCUAGUGGGUCAAUCUGUGAGCGCCGCCACCACUAAGAGACUGAAGCUGGCUGUGUUUGGACCUGUGAGCUGCACGCUUCUGGAGUACAACAUCAGAGUUUACUGUCUGGAUGACACUCAGGACGCACUCAAGGAGGUCCUUCAGAUGGAGAAGCAGAUGGGUGGAAAGCUGCUGGAUGAACCAAAGUCUCUUAACUUCAAAGACAGCACCCAUAACCUGCGUCUGUCCCUGCAUGAUGUCCCACACACUCACUGGAAAAGCAAACUGCUGGCUAAAUAUCAGGAGCUGUCGUUCCAGCAGGUGUGGUGCGGCUCUCAGCGUAAUCUUCACUGUACGUUUACUCUUGAACGUUUCAGUAUGACUACACUGGAUCUCUCCUGUAAGCUGUGUGUGAGACAGGUGGAGGGUGAAGGACAAAUCUUUCAGCUGAACACCACCCUGUCUGAGGACUCUCAGUGUAUCGACACGUCUCUUCUGGAUCCAGCCAGUAACAUCACCACACUUGUGGGUCCAAACGCUUUCCGGAUCCCUCUGUCAAUCCGACAGAAACUGUGCGGGAGUCUGGACGCCCCUCAGACCCGCGGGAACGACUGGAGGAUGCUGGCACACAAACUCAACCUGGACAGGUAUCUGAAUUAUUUUGCCACCAAGUCGAGUCCGACCGGGGUGAUCUUGGACCUGUGGGAGGCGCAGCACUUUCCCGACGGCAAUCUGAACCGACUGGCCGCCGUACUGGAGGAGAUGGGUCGCCACGAGAACAUCGUGUCCAUGGCAACCGAGCACUGACACCUGUCGGCGACGCCGGGCGCAGGAAGUUCCCGGGAGGAGAGAGAGCGAGUCACGGCGGGCGGCACCGAAUCGCUGCCAGAUCACUGUGACAUCAGCAGACCGGCUCGAACCGUCUGUUUCAUAAAACCAAUCCACUUCACAGAUGAGCAUCUAAAGAAACGCAGCCCUGCCGUCUGUACUUUUGUCAAAUCAGUUUCUUAGGAAACGCGACUUCUGCUGUCCAAAUACUGGACCCCGCCCUCCUUUACUGGGACUUGCAAUAGGAUAAUAAGAGCAGGAAGUGGGCGUGACCUACAGACAGGCAGGGCCAUAAACUCUUUAUUGUUUUCUUUUAAACUGCCUUGUUUUCUUUUCAUCCUUUCAUUUCUUUUUGCAAACAUGUUUGAGUGCUGGUUUGAGAUGUAGGUGGUUUUUCAGCGCCAUCCGGUGGACAGAACCUGCAACUACACACGUGAGCCUUCUGUAUAUAUGCAUUCACAACAGUGUAAAGUUUUACCAGUGUUAUUAUUCUUAAUGAUGAUCAUUUUCUUAUUGCGUUUUGUUGAAUAGUGACCUGUAUCUAAUUGCAAUUUAGUCAAAAAAAAAAGAUCUUUUAGGCGUUUUGUAAGUCUUCACGUGUUGACACCUGCUGCUUUGAAACAGAAACACAUGAGGGAGAAUAUCUGGAGACCAUUUCAGGAAAAGUCAGUGGUCAGAUCUCUCUCAUCUUCACCGCAUCAUCAACUCGAUUAUGUUCCAGGUCCAGACUUUGAUGUUUGGGUUUGUUGCAGCAUCUCGAGUUUAAGGCACGUGAGACUUUUGUUUGAAGAAACAGAGACAGAUGUGAGACGUGUGUGAGAAACGCUGGAUGCAUGGGAUGAUCGUAAUGAUCUCUAUCUGCUGCAGUAAAAGAAUUAAUUGUAAAAAGAAAAAUAGCCAUUUGAGUGUUUGCAAUUUACAGCACCGUCUCUGUUCACCAUCAUUUUCCUCGUACAAGUUUUUAAAAAGACUUUCUAAAGCUGUCUAUGCAAAUUCUGCAUCCUUUAUAAAAACGAAUUAUAUCUGCUAAAAACCGCUAGCAGUCGCUUUCCAUAGUUAUCAUAUGAUUAUAUUUAUAGUGAGGAUGUUACUUAUACUUUUAUGGCACGUUCAUGAUGUAAUUUGCAAACGCUUGCAUCUCUGUGAAGUUUCUGUACAAAAUGUAAGAAAGAAUUUUUAAACAAGUAAUAAAUUAUAUUUAUAUGCAACACUGAA
This is a messenger RNA of Misgurnus anguillicaudatus (oriental weatherfish), 4395 nucleotides long. It is a transcript of the gene unc5cb, whose product is annotated as unc-5 netrin receptor Cb. Gene Ontology annotation, cellular component: membrane. Gene Ontology annotation, molecular function: netrin receptor activity; protein binding. The record is from RefSeq and is a predicted model, not a curated record. Gene Ontology annotation, biological process: netrin-activated signaling pathway; axon guidance. NCBI's taxonomy places the organism in Eukaryota, Metazoa, Chordata, Actinopteri, Cypriniformes, Cobitidae.